Molecule: messenger RNA, 2257 nt
Organism: Numida meleagris (helmeted guineafowl)
Lineage: Eukaryota; Metazoa; Chordata; Aves; Galliformes; Numididae
Product: opsin-VA-like
Exons: 9
Coding region: 1017-2228 (403 amino acids)
Biological process (GO): phototransduction; visual perception; G protein-coupled receptor signaling pathway
Cellular component (GO): photoreceptor outer segment; membrane
Molecular function (GO): G protein-coupled receptor activity
Source: RefSeq, a predicted model, not a curated record
CGUCCGCAGGGAUCCGCCUUCAGCGCUCGGCGCGGAGCGACCGGGCCUUGGGGGCCUUUCCUACAGACGGGCUCGGGCGCGGGGCCGCCCAACGGAGCGGGGCCGUCGAUUGGUACCCAUCUCCCCCUCGGCGGACGUUCGGCUCUGCCUUCGGGCGCACGGCGACCGCCGCCACAAUGCUCGUUCGGACCCUCCCAGGACCGUGCGUGGCAGCAGCGGCGGCUCUGCUCGCGUCCGAGUACUGUUGCGGAAUCGGCGGCACGUCCUGAGCGACACGGCCGCGCCGAUGGCACCGCCCGUGGAGACGUUCCGGACCGAACUGCGCGCAGCGUCCGGGAAAGAAGGAUUCAGAACUGAGAUUUUGACCGAAAAUAAUUCUGGAAGCAGGUUGGAAGGAAUCUUUUCCUGCAUCUCAUGUCAUGCCUCUGCUUAACGGGGAAUGGCACAAAGCUGCAGCGGGGAAGGGUGAGACUGCGUAUCCAGAAAAAUGCCCUUACCAUGGGAGUGGUCAAACACUGGAACAGUGUGUGGGCAGCAUGGGGCACAACUGGCCCAGCUGUGUGUCUCCAGGAGGCUUCUGCCUCUCUGGGUCAGAAAACGGUCCCGAAUGUCUCCUGUCCCUUGUGCUCCCACUGCUCUGCAACAGGUGAAGUCAGCACGUGCCGCCUAUGCUGAUGGCGCUGGUGCUGCCAGAAUAGGAACGAUCUGAUUUCAGCACUGCUGUUAGCUGCUACAGGAGGAGGGAACCUGCAUCUUCCAUAGCUGGCUCUUAUUACGAAGACACAGCGUCAUCUCCAGCUAGAGAGAGGUAGGAGACUUCCAGCAGAGAAGGGCAGAAAGCACUCCAAGAGAUUCCCUUGCCCAUCCCUCUUCCCACAUUGUUUCCUGGACUAUUAUCAGAAAGCAGGAGCACGGAGAGUUUGAUUAUAUUUGGUUUCUCCUUUUUAUCUUUAAUAUUCUUUACAGAUUAGAAACUUUAUUAUCCAAUAUUAUUUUCACUAGCAAGGGAAAAAAAUAUGGAUUUAUUCAGAGCACUUGGAAAUGAGUCACUGUUGUCCAGCUCCUCCGGUCCUGCUCAAUGGGAUCCCUUCCACCAUCCCUUGGACUCCAUCCAGCCCUGGCGCUUCAGGCUUGUGGCAGCAGUAAUGUUCGUGGUGACCUCCCUGUCUCUUGCUGAGAACCUGGCUGUGAUCCUAGUAACUUUUAAGUUCAAGCAACUGAGACAACCCGUCAAUUAUGUUAUAGUGAAUUUAUCUGUGGCUGAUUUCCUGGUCUCAUUGACUGGUGGCACCAUCAGCUUUUUAGCCAAUCUAAAAGGCUAUUUCUAUAUGGGGUACUGGGCUUGUGUACUGGAAGGAUUUGCUGUCACGUUUUUCGGUAAGCUUGAUUUUGUCUGUAAUUGUAUCUUUUCCUUCAGCUUCCUUCAGUGUGUUUCACUAUCCUGCAGCUUCCUAAAUCACUGGCCUUGGAUGCCUGUGAACGCACUGGAUCUUUUCCAGUUGUGUGUUCUGUGGAGGAUCUCAUGCAUUGUGGCUCUCUGGUCUCUUGCUCUUCUGGCUUUUGAGCGGUACGUUGUGAUCUGCCGCCCACUGGGAAAUAUGCGCUUGAGAGGGAAGCAUGCUGCCCAAGGUAUUGCCUUUGUGUGGACCUUUUCCUUCAUUUGGACCAUUCCACCAACCAUGGGUUGGAGCAGCUACACCACCAGUAAGAUUGGAACUACUUGUGAGCCGAAUUGGUAUUCAGGAGCUUAUAAUGAUCGUUCCUACAUUAUUGCAUUCUUCACCACCUGUUUUAUAGUGCCUUUAUUAGUAAUUUUGGUAUCCUAUGGAAAACUGCUGCAGAAGCUAACAAAGGUGUCAGAUACACAAAGCAGGUUGAGAACUGCCAGGAAACCUGAAAGACAAGUGACUAGAAUGGUGGUUGUUAUGAUCAUUGCUUUUCUAGUCUGCUGGAUGCCAUAUGCCACCUUUUCUAUCCUAGUCACUGCGUACCCUUCCAUUGAACUGGAUCCUCAUCUGGCAGCAAUUCCAGCUUUCUUUUCCAAAACGGCUACUGUUUAUAAUCCAAUUAUUUAUGUCUUUAUGAACAAACAGUUCAGGAAGUGUCUGAUUCGGAUGUUCAGUUGUAGUGCCGUAGAGACUGCAGAGUCCAAUGUGAACCCAACUUCAGAGAGAGCAACGCUCACCCGAGACAAAAGAGGCAGUCAGUUGUCCAUCAUGGCAGUAUGAAGCACCACUUCUUAGAGGAAAAAUGGAGA